This is a messenger RNA of Desarmillaria tabescens, 429 nucleotides long. RefSeq lists its product as uncharacterized. NCBI's taxonomy places the organism in Eukaryota, Fungi, Basidiomycota, Agaricomycetes, Agaricales, Physalacriaceae. The transcript has 4 exons. Bases 1 to 429 code for a protein of 142 amino acids. The record is from RefSeq and is a predicted model, not a curated record.
AUGCCUCCCAUCCGGAGCCGCGACCGUCUUUUCCCCUCUAUGCACACAGUUCUUCGUCAAGCAGAUUCUCUUCCUGCAAGUGCUACGAUAUACUACCAACACGUUCCCCUGCCCUCGUUUGUCUUUCGAUAUGAGCCUUAUGGCCACGAAUACUUCAACAGAAAUCAUCCCCUGAUGACUACAACUCAUGAUGGAGAUAUUGAUUGGGACGAGUGUGUUUAUUUCACUGUGGCUCUCCCGACGAAGGGAGAGCUUGCCCUCGAUGAGGCACCUCUGGAGCCAGAGCCUCCCCGUGAUCCAGUUAGGCGCCCUCGCAUAUCUGUUCUUGUCAUCCUCUUGCUGUCACUUGCCGUCUUCACCUCACUCGUUUGGGAUAAGAUCCAACCUGAUACCAAAAAAGUCUGUCGGGGCUGCCCGACACUGGCAUAA